AUGUAUUCUAGAAAGAUCACAUAUCUCUGGACUCUUCUCGCCAUUGGAGUCACCAUCGCCUCGGGACUGCCCACUCCUCAACUCGACAAUGACGACCUUGACUGUGGGUCAUGGGAUGAUGAGGCCGACCUGGAGCAAAGCACUUCCAUCAUAUCAGCCACAGCGACACAUACACCAACGCCUUUGAUCGCUCAAGCAUCUUUUACAUCAAAUCCAUCUGCUGCGACAUUUGCCACUUCAGUGCGCAUAGCACAGGCAUCGUCAACCAGCGACCCUGCUUCGACGAACCCUUUCUUCGCACCUCCUACCAAUUCUUUUGUGCCCGUCACACCGCCAAGCUAUGCCUUCUACCUCCAGAGCAGUAGCAGUGGCAGCUCGAACGGGCUCUACGUUGCAGUCAGUGCUGGCACUGGCGGCUUGGCUACCUUUACGGCAAACAAGGGUCUAGCGACAAAGUUCACGAUCGAUUCUUCUGGAGACCUUGUCGAACAAAGCCCUUCUCAAGGCUAUGUAGGCACUUUGAACCCAGAGAUGAAUGCGCAGAAGCUGGGAUUCAAGGUGUACGAUGGAAGCAACAGCUACGGACGUCUCAAUUGCCAGAGACAGAGCGGAGGUCUUAGCUGCAAUGUGGGCGGAGUGGGGUACUCUGCUGCCACGUGUGGGAAUGAUGGAGCGCUCUACUUUACGAAGACGGCUGCGGCUGGGUGUAUGGCGAUCAAUCUUGUACCAGUCUUUCCUUGA
This is a messenger RNA of Aureobasidium uvarum, 741 nucleotides long. Lineage: Eukaryota; Fungi; Ascomycota; Dothideomycetes; Dothideales; Saccotheciaceae. The record is from the annotation of a GenBank genome assembly.